Molecule: messenger RNA, 792 nt
Organism: Raphanus sativus (radish)
Lineage: Eukaryota; Viridiplantae; Streptophyta; Magnoliopsida; Brassicales; Brassicaceae
Product: F-box protein At1g54550-like
Molecular function (GO): protein binding
Source: RefSeq, a predicted model, not a curated record
AUGGUAGCGACCCUUCAGAGGCUCCGGCGGGUCUCGGAUCUCAGAUCUGAUCCAGAUCCGAACGCAGACGACGACUACAGGGAGAUCCAAGGCGUUCAAGACUCCUCCUUUUGUUCUUGCCUCGCUAGUGUUUUCGAGAAAACAAAGAACAAAAGUUGGAAGGAUGACGGAAUCUCUGACCUCCCAAGGGAUUUAAUAGGGGAGAUUUUCUCUAGGGUUCCAUUAACUUCUCUAAGAGCAGUGCGAUCUACUUGUAAAACGUGGAAAAUUUGUCCAAAAUUCAGGUUUUUAGGCCAAAAAGCAGCAAAGAGGAAUCAGUUUCUGGAGUUCGUGGUAGUAAAUCAAAGUGUUUGUUCACUGACAUUUGACUUGCAAGGAAUCCGCAAUGAUGACUACGUCUUGGCUCAUCCAUCUAUAAAGAAAAUAAACAUACCUAAUCAUCACGUGGAAAUAUAUGAAGUCUUUCAUUGCGACGGCUUGUUGUUAUGCGAACUCUACUACGACCCCACGAAGAUUUUGGUGUGGAACGUAUUUGGGCAAACCAGAUUGAUUCAAGCGAGAACAGACAACCAGAGCCGGAUAUGGAUUACGACUAAGAUUGAGCCUAAUGAGAUAUCUUGGAGCUCUUUUUUGAGGCUGGAUAUGAGACUAAUCAAAGAUUUACCAUAUAAUUUUAUGCCUUGUGUCCGUAGCUUUUUCAUUGACGAAGAAAAUAAAGUUGCUGUGUUUAUUAAUAAAUUUGCAAUCCGUCAGUUCCACUCGCUCACGUCAUUGGAAAAGAUGGAUACUUAA